Molecule: messenger RNA, 1116 nt
Organism: Lucilia sericata (common green bottle fly)
Lineage: Eukaryota; Metazoa; Arthropoda; Insecta; Diptera; Calliphoridae
Product: tctex1 domain-containing protein 2
Exons: 3
Coding region: 556-969 (137 amino acids)
Biological process (GO): microtubule-based movement
Cellular component (GO): cytoplasmic dynein complex; cytoplasm
Molecular function (GO): dynein intermediate chain binding
Source: RefSeq, a predicted model, not a curated record
ACACAAUGUUGUUAGGAUGAACAUAUUUCAAAGAUUUGCUGUAUCCAACUUAAUUGUUUAUGUUUCAAAAUUUUAAAGUCUGGCAUGCUAAAAUAACAUUGCAUUUUUAGUACUUUACAACACUAAUUCGACGUUUUUUGCCGCAAACAAAACAAAAACAAUCCAUGACAACAAUAAACAAAUGUUGUAGCUGUGAAAAAAUAACUUUAUUUUUAAUAAUUUUAAACAAAUUUAAUUAAAAAAUAAACUUAAAAUGGGUCACGAAGAAACAGCACAUAAACAGGAGGAUAAUGAGAAAACAGGCACAAAUAUCACAUCCUACAAAAUGCGUCCAUCAUUGGGUGAAACAUUUAAAGGAAGCCGAAUUAAGGAAAUUAUACGAAUGGGAUCAAGAUCUUGUGCAGAAACGAACUACUUUACAACACUAAUUCGACGUUUUUUGCCGCAAACAAAACAAAAACAAUCCAUGACAACAAUAAACAAAUGUUGUAGCUGUGAAAAAAUAACUUUAUUUUUAAUAAUUUUAAACAAAUUUAAUUAAAAAAUAAACUUAAAAUGGGUCACGAAGAAACAGCACAUAAACAGGAGGAUAAUGAGAAAACAGGCACAAAUAUCACAUCCUACAAAAUGCGUCCAUCAUUGGGUGAAACAUUUAAAGGAAGCCGAAUUAAGGAAAUUAUACGAGAAAUUAUGCAGGAAAAGUUACAGGGAAAAACAUACAACCCGGAUGAUGUGAAACAUUGGACAAGAGAUAUUGCCGAUAGCAUUAAUGCAGCAAUUAAAGAUCGUCUAAUUAUGCCUCGCUAUAAAUACGUUGUGCAGGUUAUGUUGGGUCAACAACUUGGUGCAGGAUGUCACUACUAUUGUAAAUGUUGUUGGGACGCUGAAUCAGAUUCUCAAACAUCUGAUGUUUUUACAAAUACUAGUCUCUUUUGUGUUACCACUGUUUUUGGUGUUUAUUUGUACUGAUUGAUUAAUUCACUUUAGUUAUGCUUGUAUGAAUGUAUUUUUAAAUAUAGAAUUAUUUUAUUAGUCGUAAUAUAUGUAUGUAAAUGUUUUCUUUAAAAAAUAACCAAUCAAAAAAGUAAACCAAAUAUAUUAUUUUAUAAAUCGGAA